AUUGUCAAAGGAUUUUAGACCAGUCGCCCUUUAGUACAUGAUGGGAAGCAGCGAUCUUCACGUUACGGUCAUGCGCAGUAUACAUCAGAUUCUGACGAUUAGCGCUUGGCCAAUUUCAGUCUGGGUUAUUCUACUAAGCACUGUCUUGGUGACGAAUUAUAUACUGGCCUGGGUUAGAUACCACCGUGUGCGCAGGAGUCGGCGUGGAGCACAAGUUCCUCCUAAGUACCCUACGUUGGUGCCGUUCUUAGGUCAUGCAUUCUCUUCGGCCUGGAACCUUGAACAGUUCCUAUACAAAGCAACACACUACCAUGGGAAGAUCACUUCUACUCGAAUCUCCCUUCUGGGGUCAAACAUGUAUAUCUUCCAGGAUCGUGAGACUGUUGAGAAAAUGAUGAAACAUCCCAGUCUCGCCAGCCCCAUGUCAAUCAUCAUCGUAACUCUCCGCUUCCUUUUCGGCAUGCCGGAGACGGGUCUAAAAGCUUACAGAGCUGACGACUCUGGUCCCUUGGUAAAGCCAUUUCCUGGAAGUAAUCCGAAUCUUACACCAGAGGAGCGUAUCGACUAUCUUCUUCACCAGAGCUUCAAUCAUGCUUUUAGCGGUCCGGGUCUUGCUCCAACAACGCAUCGCUUCAGGAACACCCUCUUGGCAAAGAUUAAGAUGAUGACUAGCGUUGAAAACGACCAAUGGAACCAUAUAUAUGAUUUUUUCGAGGUAUUUGGCAAAAUGACAAUCGGCGCCCUUUCACAGGCAAUUUAUGGUCCAUUAUUAUUCCAGCUUCACCCGGAGAUUAUAGAUGACCUGUGGGAUUAUGACAAUGUGCUUCCUUGGCUGGCGAGAGGAAUUCCACAAAUUCUUAUGCCAAACCCAUACCGUGUCCGGGAUAAGAUUCGGGCUAAGCUGCAGAAUUGGUACAUAUACGCUAGACAGGAUUUUCGAGAGUCUCAUAUCGACGCAGGCGGCGAUGGAGAUCCAGCUUGGGGAUCCCGGUUGGUGAGAAAUCUACAACAGGUCUUGCAUGUUGAGCGCCGCUCGCACGACGACGAUGCUAUGUCGUCGCAUGACCUUGCACUUCUAUGGGCAUCGAAUUUUAAUGCCGUCUCAGCGGCAACUUUGGCAGCAUAUCACAUAUUCCGAGAUCUAUCACUCCUCACACGUCUGCGCAUGGAGCUAGCAGCGCACUUUGAUCCCCUCUCUACAUUUGUAACAGCCGACCCAAAACUGUUAUUGAAGCUACCGCUACUAUCUGCCGUCUAUGCUGAGACGUUGCGUCUUUAUGUCAAAGUAUUUUUCAUGGCGAGUUCGCAGCACAACGAUGUCAAUUUGGGGAAAUGGAAUCUACCGAAAGGAGCCACUGGGGUUGUUAGCUCGGGCAUAUCUCAUAUGGAUGAGACCUAUUGGAACGAUGCUGGGGGAAAGCAUCCUCUCAACGAGUUCUGGCCCGAUCGAUUCCUUAUCCAUCCUGAAACCCCAUUGAGCGGACCGGCAAGGCCAGACCAAAUGCGGUUCACACAUGGUUCCAAAGCUGGUGGCUCCAAAAUACCCUAUUUCUCCAUGGAAGGCUUGGAUGGUGUAUGGAUACCAUAUGGAGGAGGUCCCUCAAUCUGCCCAGGUAGAUUCCUGGCUAAGAACGUAGUGUUCUUCUUUUGCGCAUUAUUGAUAAGCGAAUUUGAUAUCGAGCCAUUGGACGACCACUCCUUUCAACUCGAUCCUUGGAGAUACGGACUAGGUACGGCUAGGACCAAAUAUCCAGUCCCUGUGCGAGUGAGGAGAAGGAAAUAUAAAGAGAAUGCAUAAGCCUCAUUUGGAAUUACAUAUAGAAUAUGAGGACCUGUGAAAUCGACACUGAAAAUAACCGCUACUGAGGCUUCUUACGGCGUCAAUUCCACCUCGUAACUCCUGGGGGAAGCCGCCGCUUUAACUAAGGUUUAGGACUGCAUAUGUUCACGAAGUUGUUUCCGGUGGAAACACAAACGUCAACUUUUCCCCGUUUAUAGAGUCCAGCAUCAAAAAAUAUACUAAUAAAACGUAAUCUCGAU
Messenger RNA from Talaromyces stipitatus ATCC 10500, 2040 nucleotides. RefSeq lists its product as uncharacterized. The coding region runs from base 38 to 1798 and encodes 586 amino acids. Gene Ontology annotation, molecular function: oxidoreductase activity, acting on paired donors, with incorporation or reduction of molecular oxygen; heme binding; iron ion binding. The record is from RefSeq and is a predicted model, not a curated record. The transcript has 4 exons. Lineage: Eukaryota; Fungi; Ascomycota; Eurotiomycetes; Eurotiales; Trichocomaceae.